UCUUGCUUCUGCUCUGCUGCCGCUGUGCCCCUCCCACUUCCCACUCCUUCUCGUGUGAAGACGUUGUGUACAGCUCAAACAUGGCUAAGAGAACCAAGAAGGUUGGAGUGUGCGGAAAAUACGGCACCAGAUAUGGUGCCUCGCUGCGUAAAUCCGUCAAGAAGAUGGAAAUUACUCAGCACUCUAAGUACACCUGCUCUUUCUGUGGCAAGGAUGCCAUGAAAAGGUCUUGCGUGGGAAUCUGGUCUUGCAGGAGGUGCAAGAGGACUGUGGCCGGAGGAGCAUGGGUAUACAGCACCACUGCUGCAGUUUCUGUUCGCUCCGCUGUCCGAAGAUUGCGCGAACUUAAGGAGCAAUAAAUAUAUUCACUCUUUAAUUAUAAGUAA
Messenger RNA from Cloeon dipterum, 386 nucleotides. RefSeq names its product ribosomal protein L37A (gene RpL37A). Gene Ontology annotation, biological process: translation. Gene Ontology annotation, cellular component: ribosome. Gene Ontology annotation, molecular function: structural constituent of ribosome. Bases 81 to 359 code for a protein of 92 amino acids. The record is from RefSeq and is a predicted model, not a curated record. NCBI's taxonomy places the organism in Eukaryota, Metazoa, Arthropoda, Insecta, Ephemeroptera, Baetidae. The transcript has 3 exons.